GAGGAGGGAAGUUAGUUGGUCUCGGACGCAGUGAAAGUACUCGUCCGUCAACACCAGGAGUCCGCCGAGCCGGGAGCUUUAGAAGGCCCGGCACAGAGGACGUGCAGGUUGAUGCCGCCUGUCGCGCAACGUUUUUGUUCAUCUAAAUGUUCACCUUUCCUGUCCCUCGGGAACUGACGCGCCUCAGAGGACAGUGCGCCGCGCUUCCGCGACGGGACCGGGAUGGCAACUAUGGUGUUGAUGGCGGCUCUGCUCUUCUACCUGUCGACCGAGACACUGUCCAUACAAGUGAUUGUUCCAGAGACUGAGAGGAGUACCGCUCUCUUUGCGUCUGUGAUCCUCCGUUGUGACUACUCCACCUCUGCGAACCCUCAGGAGGUGCUUGUCACCUGGCGGUACAAGUCCUUCUGUAAGGACCCCGUCCUGGAGUACUAUUCCACAGCCUAUCAGGCAGCUCUGCAGCUGGGUCAGGACCCCGCCAAUGACUGUCCAGACCGCCAGCGCACCCUUCGCACUGUCAUCCAGAAGAGGGGCAGCAAUGAGGCGAUGCUGGGUUCAGAGUACCGAGAGCGCAAGAUAACCAUGCAAAACAAAGCUGACCUUGUCAUUACUGAGGUGAUGUGGUGGGACAACGGUGUGUAUUUCUGCUCCAUCGACGCUCCUGGUGACACAACAGGAGACUCGGACCGGGAAGUCAAACUCAUCGUUUACCACUGGCUGACCGUCUUAUUCAUCAUCAUUGGUGCCUUGCUGCUGAUCAUGCUGUUCUGCAUAUGCUGCUGCCAGUGCUGCCCACAAAAGUGCUGCUGUUAUGUCCGCUGCCCCUGUUGUCCACAGACUUGCUGCUGUCCAGAAAAAGUGGUGAUGCAGCACAGGAUGUUACGAGACGCUCAGAAGGCGAUGACUCCCUGGCUGCAUGGUCAACCCAUAUAUGCUCCCAUCAGCUCUAACGUCUCCUCCCAGGGAAACCCCAUCCUCUACUCAGGCUCGAUUUCAGACCAUCCUGCCAAGCAGAACUUUGCUAUGGCUCCCAUGGGACUGUCACCGGUGCCCUUCCAGCAGCAGGCCCCUCCUCCUCCUCCUCCUCACCGUGGUUCCCAUAGAAACACCAGUGCACAUGGCAGCGUCCAAGAGACCAACCAGGUGCUGGACUACCUGGAGAGCCAGAUGAGGGGCAUGGAUGGUGGGGCCCUUCAGAUGCCUCUGCACUCGGUCCAACAUCUGCCCCCCAUGGCGGUGGCCCACCCUCCACAGCCUCUCCCCCACACAGUUCCCUUCACAUCCAGACCCCCCAGUAUGCUGUCUGCCCUUGAUGAGAUGGGAUUAAGGGGGGUGGAGAGGAGGGUCAUAACUCUGCCACCAAUCGUCCAACAUGGGUACAGCCUCUCCCCCCGCAGGGGCGACAGAGGGGGAGAGAGAGCUCGGGGUGACCCCAGAAUAUCCAGCCAGUCCAGUGGGAGUUCAAACCGCACUGGUGUAGGAGGAGGAGGGGGACGUCGCCACCGUGACCCCCGCGGACAUAGAAACCCCUCCCCACCCCAACAUGGGCUCCUGCGGGGCUACAGUGACGACUCUGAAUGGGAGAGUCAGCGGAAUGGAGGUGCACGUGGAGGCGGGAGGCCGGAGAGAGGAGGCUCAGCCGGCAGGAGGGGAGGCGGGACCAGGCCUCGGUCCCGUAGCCGUGACGACCUGAUGGAGGACCUGCGGCGCGUCAUGCCACGGCGGGACAGGAGCUACUCGCCCCCCCUGCGCCGACAAGGCUCCUGGAGCUCCGACGACGACGACAGCAGGAGAGGAAGAGGAGGCAAAGGGAGGGAAUGGUCAGAGAAACCUCCCAGCUACUCCUCCAUCGAGCUCAAGCCAGGACGCAGCAACGGCAGACGGACCUACGACCGCUUCUCAGAUAGAAGCUCCCGUAGUGGCACCAGUGUAGUUAUCUGAAGCCCGUCUGGCUUUUUAUUUUUAUUUUUAUUUCUAUUUUUGUUCGAUUCAUGUUUGUUUUCACCAAAAUGUGACAGAAGACGGUCGGUCUGACCCCUGACCCCCAACCUCGUUCAAGUCAGGGUUGUAAGGAUGUGGUUGUGGUGACGUCUGCCCGGUGUGCUGAAGUUUCCUGUGUAACAAUAUAAUGUUGUUAGGACACUGCACUGUAUGUUUAUAAAAGCAAUUAAAAGGCUGGUUUUACGAGGAGAAACCCAGGCGGAGGCGGCGGCGGAGGCAGUGGCGGCGGCGGGGGCGGAGGCGGCCAUUGAUAAAUCGCCAUAUUACACGUGGAGUCUUGGACUAGUGAGUGAGGAUAAUAGUUGUUGUGUCCUAGUUGUUCAAAAAAGUUUUUUUUUCUCCUUUCUUUGCAUGGGAGUGUGUUUUUGUACCCGGUGGUGGAGAGACGUGUGCAGAAGUGAACGUCUCGAUCGUUUUGUUUUUUAUUUUGUUUUUUACUCGUUUGAAGUUUUAACAAGCAGAGACCAUUUGAACACUUUGUCAAUGCUGCAGGUAGCUGAUUGUCACGUGUCGGUGAGCUGUCAGUGACCAGGUUUCAUGUGUGCGUUUGCCUUAUCUUACGCUCUGUUUAAUGUGUUUCUGUCUUCGGCAACACUCGUUUGGUCGAGCACGAAUAGCAUUUAAACGCAACUGUGUCAUACCCGCACAACAGAGGGAUGGAUGAAGGAGUCAAGCCGUCGUACCCGGACCACUAAGAGCUGGUCAGCUCCACAACACAAAUUGUCCUAGAUGUGUGUUUGUUUGUUUUUUUGUAAUUUAAGCCGAAGCAGAGUUGAGUUGUAAUCACAUGUUCAUUUUCAAUAAAAAAAAAAGU
Lampris incognitus (smalleye Pacific opah) is the source of this 2815-nucleotide messenger RNA. It is a transcript of the gene ildr1a, whose product is annotated as immunoglobulin-like domain containing receptor 1a. The transcript has 8 exons. The record is from RefSeq and is a predicted model, not a curated record. Gene Ontology annotation, molecular function: high-density lipoprotein particle receptor activity. Gene Ontology annotation, cellular component: plasma membrane. NCBI's taxonomy places the organism in Eukaryota, Metazoa, Chordata, Actinopteri, Lampriformes, Lampridae. The coding region runs from base 223 to 1941 and encodes 572 amino acids.